UAUUCUCAAGAGUGAUUGGAUGGGAUGCGUCUUUAAAACUGAUCCCAUUGCAGACAAUUUUAGUUAAUAUUAUUUGAGGAAGAAGAACACGUCUGUGCUGCAACUGAAGUCAUGAGUGGAUGUCCGUACUUUGAGAAGAGGCAUUUGUUAUUCAAAAACAAGCCUCCCAAAACAGAGGAAGAUGAGGAUGCCUCUCAGGCAGGUGUAAACAAGGCCAGUAAAGGAGGAAUCAUCUAUGGGGACUACCUACAGCUCGACAAAAUCGUCUCAGCCCAGGUGUUGCAGAGUGAACUUAAGGGCAAUAAAAUCCACGAUGAGCACCUCUUCAUUGUCACCCAUCAAGCCUAUGAACUGUGGUUCAAACAGAUUUUGUUUGAACUUGAUUCAGUGCGACAUAUUUUCAUCAGUGGACAUGUCAGAGAUGAACGCAACAUGCUGAAAGUCAACAAUCGCAUCCAUAGGGUUGUGAUGAUCUUUAAGCUGUUGGUCGACCAGUUUGCGGUUUUGGAAACAAUGACAGCCUUGGACUUUUUUGACUUUAGAGAUUACCUGGCUCCAGCCUCUGGAUUUCAAAGUCUUCAGUUUCGGAUCUUGGAGAACAAAAUCGGGGUCCCGGACAACCUGAGGGUCCCAUACAACAGACGCCAUUACAGGGACAACUUCAAGGGUCAUGAGAGUGAGAUGCUUCUCGCCAGUGAACAGGAGCCAACACUUUUAAAACUAGUCGAGGAGUGGCUGGAGAGAACUCCUGGCUUGGAGGUGGAUGGAUUCAAUUUCUGGGAAAGGCUGGAAAUCAAUAUUUUUCAUGGGCUGAAUCUGGAAAAGGAGAAAAUUGAGAAAAUGGAAGAUUCUGAGGACAAGGAAGAGUUGAUGGCGGAACUGGUCAAACAGAAAGAGCUGUUUACUUCUCUCUUUGAUGAAAAGCGUCAUAACCAUCUCCUAAGCAAAGGUGAGAGGCGCCUCUCUUACAAGGCUCUCCAAGGUGCCUUGAUGAUCAACUUCUACAGGGAAGAGCCGAGGUUCCAGGUUCCUUUCCAGCUGCUCACAUCUCUCAUGGAUAUUGACACCCUCACGACAAAAUGGCGAUACAAUCAUGUAUGCAUGGUGCAUCGUAUGAUUGGCAGCAAAGCCGGCACUGGCGGUUCAUCUGGCUACCACUACCUGAGAUCUACUGUCAGUGACCGCUACAAAGUAUUUGUGGAUCUGUUCAAUCUGGCAACGUUCCUGGUGCCUCGCCACUGGGUGCCCAAGCUAAAUCCCAACAUUCAUAAGUUCCUCUACAUGGCCGAAUGUUGUGACAGCUCCUACUGCAGCAGUGAAGACUCUGACUAGGGGGAUCUCAGUCAAAUCUCAGUUGUCUGUCCAGGCUUACUUUUUCACUGUAACUGACCUCAAAACAGUAUAUACGUUGCAGGUUAUAAUAACAGGUGAGUACUGUAGGAUGAUGAAGAAAACUCUUAAAACUCAGGAAGAUGCCAUUUUUGGAGCAUCUCUGUGUGUUUGUUAUUUUAUCAUUGAAAAAAUAUGUUGGAGUGAAGCAUGGCACAGGGAGGGGUCAUUUGACAUAGUUGACUAUCUUAAACCACCAAAAUAUCCAUUAGGGAGAGACACUUGAUACCAUGAUGGUAUUAUUGGUUGGAUUUAAAGAAUUUUUGUAUUUGGAUUGGGAAAUGUAAAAAAAAAGA
Etheostoma cragini (Arkansas darter) is the source of this 1685-nucleotide messenger RNA. RefSeq names its product tryptophan 2,3-dioxygenase a (gene tdo2a). The transcript is spliced from 12 exons. The record is from RefSeq and is a predicted model, not a curated record. Bases 112 to 1332 code for a protein of 406 amino acids. Lineage: Eukaryota; Metazoa; Chordata; Actinopteri; Perciformes; Percidae. Gene Ontology annotation, molecular function: L-tryptophan 2,3-dioxygenase activity; heme binding; metal ion binding.